Messenger RNA from Pungitius pungitius (ninespine stickleback), 1010 nucleotides. It is a transcript of the gene ucmaa, whose product is annotated as upper zone of growth plate and cartilage matrix associated a. Gene Ontology annotation, biological process: regulation of osteoblast differentiation; embryonic skeletal system development. Gene Ontology annotation, cellular component: extracellular matrix. The record is from RefSeq and is a predicted model, not a curated record. The coding region runs from base 188 to 625 and encodes 145 amino acids. Lineage: Eukaryota; Metazoa; Chordata; Actinopteri; Perciformes; Gasterosteidae. The transcript is spliced from 5 exons.
UUACUCAGACUGUGGUUUUUCUUUCUGCUGCCACCUUUUCUUUUUUUAACUCAUCAUUCCUUGUUUUCGUCUUCCUCUUAUGCAACUGGUAUUCUAGCAGUCUCCCACCCCUUCCUUCCUUUUUUCUUCACCCACCCUCUUCCACUCUCCCAUCUUCCACAUCAGUCCUGGCUCAUUUCUUCGUCAUAUGCGUGAAGUCCACUGGAGUUCUUGCUUUUAUCUCAAGAUGUCCUGGACUCGAGUCUUGGUGCUCCCUUUGCUCACCACCCUCCUCAUACUAACCUUUUCCAGUGUGGUGGGCGGCGCGGCGGUGCAGCGCGACUCAGAAGCUGUUGAUCCUAAAGGCGCAGCGCGGCAAGUGUUCGUGCCCGAGUCGGAUGCCUCCAACUUCUUCAAGCGCCGCAGUCGGCGCUCAACCCGAUACUAUGAGCUGCAAGCCGAGCAGAGGGUGAGGCUUUCAGUGAACGAGCGGAGGAGGGAGUACAGCGAGGAGCAACGGGACGAGUACGACAACUACGUGAAGGAGGAGCGUGACGAGCAAAAUGAGAGAUCGAGGGAGACGAAUGAGCAGCUUCGAGAGUACCAUUACGACGGCUUUCAACCUCGCUACUACUGGUUCCACUGAGCCGUUGUGCACGGAGGCCCCUCCCACCGCAGCAAAGAGGCCCCUCCCACCACCGCAGCAGCGCUCACGCCACUAUCACCUUAUCGUUUGUGCCAGGGGGGAUACCUGGAAUUUUGAGAGUGACAAAAUACUCUCCAUAGCUUUCUUACUUUUCUCUACAAGAUAAUGUUUUUUUGUGCUUUUGGUUGUUAUACAAGACCUUAAAACGUGCAGUAUGUCGAAAGCUGUUGAAAAGCGCAGUUUGGGCAUUAUUAGCUAAUCUUCAUCAUAUUAAUUGGAGUUUCUACGUGUUGCAUGCCGUCUUUCUAUAUGUACAUACAAGCUAAACCAUGUCCUUUUAUGUCAGCCCGUGGCAUUAGUAGCAAUAAAUCAACCUGUACGCCGA